AUGCGUCCUGGAGGAACGCCGAGACCGUGCGACAGAGAUCCUCUACGACGGCUCGACAGUUACGAUCGCGGCAUCGCCUCAGAGCUAGCUCGACAGGCAGAGGAGGCCGUAGAUGGGUCCUUGAAGGCUUCCGACGCUUCUGAGACCGCAGCUUCCAUUCAGAUCGACGACGUCGAGUCAUCUGGUGAAGAUGACUCGGUGGAGACGCCAGAAAUCUCUGCCGCUCCUGGCACGGCCUCAGCAUCCGUAGCCACAGCCUCGUCCACUUUCGGUUCCUUAGGCGUCUGCCCGUCCCUCUGUGCUGUCUUGCAGCAUCUCUCUAUCUUAGAGCCGACUCCAGUGCAGCGCGUUUCUCUCCCUUUGGGGCUUUCGGGACACGAUUUCUGUGCGAUCGCCCCUACGGGUACCGGCAAAACUUUGUGCUACUUGUUGCCAGUGCUGCAGCGCCUGCAUCAGGGCAUAGGGCACGCCUUUAUGGCUUUAGUGCUGCUGCCUGCACGGGAGCUUGUUUCGCAGGUGGGGGAGCAGUUUGGGGUGUAUGGACAGCACCUUGCCCUCCGCUGGGUGGAGGUGACCGGAGGGAGGGACAUGAUGAUUGAAGCCACUGCACUGCAACAGCAGGCGCCGCAUGUGGUUCUGUCGACUCCUGGGAGACUGGCGGACUUGCUGCAAAGAGAGAGAGGCGUAGCAGCGGCAGAGGAAGCAGCUGACGGGGUAGACGCAAGCGAAUGUGAAAGUGGGGGAGAGAGGGGCAAUGACACAGAGGAACGGAAGACUUUCCGAGCGUCGGUCAGGGGUUCCAUUCAUGAGCGGCUAGGAGCUGUUGAUUGCUUGGUAUUGGAUGAAGCCGACAGACUGUUGAGCGAGGAAUUCGGCCCCGAUUUGGGAUUGUUGCUGUCUGCGCUACCUGCUGCUGCGUCGGGGAGGCAGACCCUGUUGCUCUCUGCAAGUCACAGUCCUGCGCUGCUGCAGCUGCAGCAGGAGUUUGGUGACGACCGCAUGCCGUUGCUGCAUCCCGAGGCAGCAACAGCCUGUCCUCCCCAGCUACAACAUCGCUACAUCUUUGUUCCGGCAGCCAUGCGGGGAGUCUACGUGCUGCACUUGCUGCAGGAGGAGCCAUUCGUCUCCCAGCGUGGCAUCGUCUUUGGGGGUUCCGUGCGGCGGACGCAGCAACUCGCUACAGCCCUGCAGCAGCUGGGGAUCGCAUGCGUUUGCCUGCACUCACUCUUACAGCAGAGGCAGCGAGUUGCCGCUCUCUCGGCGUUCCGUAGCCAGCACAUGCGUCUCCUUGUUGCAACAGACGUUGCAGCGCGGGGCUUGGAUCUCCCGAAUUUAGACUUCGUCAUCAAUCUGCAGCCUCCUAAAGAGCCAGAAGUAUAUGUGCACCGCGUUGGUCGCACUGCUCGCGCUGGGAGAAGGGGAGUUGCGGUCACAUUCGUGGACCCUGUGGAUGUUGCCGCCCUUCACCGCAUAGAGGACUUCAUUGGAUGCCGACUUCAGGAGCAGCCGCUCUCCCAAAUUGGUCUAGCAAAGAAGGUGCGACAGAUGCUGGGCGCGGAGGCGCAAGCGCUCGAUCGCUUACGCCUCAAUGGCUUUGAACAGAAGGCGGAAAUAUACGAAACUGCGCAAAAAGAAUACCGGAGGCUUAGGCGGGAGAAGCGGAAUAGAGCUGAGGGAAUGGGCUGGGAAUGGGCAGGGAAUGAGAUCAACACAUCUAUUCUGCGGCCGCCCGCUAAGGAGCCCUUAUUAAAGAAUAGCAAAACAGGGCAAUCUAACGAAGUAGCACUGAAGACUGCCAAAGUUGCGCAAAAGGAGGCAACAGGGAGGUGUUCUGCUGCCGCCAACGGCUGGCCAGGGGUUUGGAAUACUGGGAAGAGCAAUGGAGUCUUUCCUUUGGGGAGCCAAACCCCAAUAGAGUGCCAGGUGGUACAAGCAAUACAACGCGAUGAACAGGUGCCUUUUGUUUCAGCGACUGUAUGCCAGUUAACACGGAAGCUUUGCCAACAAUCUUCAAAGGGUGAAAUAAUUGCAGCUGUGCGUCUAAAGACGUGCGCAUGCCUCAGCAUAGCGGUUAUUGUGAGGGUCGGGGAGAGGCUGACGACGGAAUCGUUCCGCGCUCGUGUGACUCUUUGGGAACCUGCAGAUGAUCGCGGUGCUGCUUUAACUAGCCGCAUGGGAUGCGUGCCUCGAGUGGGCAACACUCUACAAAGCGUGCCUGCUGCUCUUGUGUUGUGCUGCAUGCUGUCCAACUAG
Cyclospora cayetanensis is the source of this 2253-nucleotide messenger RNA. Its product is annotated as ATP-dependent rRNA helicase rrp3. Gene Ontology annotation, molecular function: RNA helicase activity; nucleic acid binding; ATP binding. The record is from RefSeq and is a predicted model, not a curated record. The transcript has 6 exons. Lineage: Eukaryota; Apicomplexa; Conoidasida; Eucoccidiorida; Eimeriidae. Bases 1 to 2253 code for a protein of 750 amino acids.